This is a messenger RNA of Amphimedon queenslandica, 2041 nucleotides long. RefSeq names its product pleckstrin homology domain-containing family M member 1-like. The coding region runs from base 56 to 1957 and encodes 633 amino acids. Lineage: Eukaryota; Metazoa; Porifera; Demospongiae; Haplosclerida; Niphatidae. The transcript is spliced from 18 exons. The record is from RefSeq and is a predicted model, not a curated record.
ACGCCUAUUAAUAGUAGCCCCACCCCUUUUGCUGCAAGCACUGUUAAAGGAGAGAAUGGCGGCCAGGAGAGGGACUGCUAGUAGUUUAGUUGAUAAGAAAAGGAGGGCGGACGAGAGAAGGAGAUUGUGCAACGAAUUAUCAAGCACAAUCAAAGUGAUUCAAGAAGAUCACGUGAGAACUAAACUAGUCAAAGGGGUUCAUUUUGGUGCCAUUCAGCUUUGUGAGAUAUUGGAAGCCAUUUUCUUACACGAACUGAAAGAUAAAAGAGGUGUAUUAUGGAGAGAAAAAGUUAGCUCUGAGCCAAUGGCAGACCUACCUGAGCCUAGUUUUUGGUCUUGCAUUUCUCCGUUAGUUUCAGACGAAAUUAAAACUCAAUUACUAGCACUACGGAAUUCAGAAUCCGACAUCAAAAAAUGCAGGUCGUGGGUAAGACUCAUGCUAGUGAAGGGUCUUCUAUUUUCAUUUCUCUCUGACAUACAGAAACAUCCUGGACUACUAGGUCCUCAUUACGGUCCAGAGGCUGUUCUUAAAGAUACAGAACGUUCAGAAAUAAUUCAAACAUUACUGCGAGGUUUGGAAGUAUUUGAGUUUGAGUAUGACUUUAGUAGCACGAGACUCACCUCUUGGGAGGCUCAGGUACUUGAGCUGGCAGGAAUAUACCAACCAAUCAAUCCACCAAUACAAGGAAAGAAUAAAAGAGGAAAAAACCCUUCAGUUUCAUCAGAGGGCGAUCGUGUUAGUCCUCCUCCCUCUGACUUCCUAAUGGGUGACGCUGUGGUAGGACUAGCAAUGGCUAGAUACUCAAACCUUAAGAAGAGCAGAGAGAACCUCACUGAUGAGGACUUACUACAAAAAGAAGAAGACAUUCAGAGCACACCCAGUACCAGUUCUCAUGGAGCAACUGUUAGGUUAAGAGCCAAGUCCCCAAACUCGCCCAACAGAAGUUACAAUAGUAUGCUUUAUAGCUAUGCCGGGAAGAACAAGGACGACGCCCCCUUCAGUCGCUAUGGAUACGAUAGCAUCAGGAAGAGAAAUGUACCACGGCCGGUGGGGGAGGUAGAGGAGGAGGAGGGAGGAGAUGAAGACUCGGCAGUCGAGAUAAAUAUGGACGACAUGACGCUAGCACAAGAAAUGAACUUUGAAAUUGUUAAUGCCGACGAUACUAUGAACGUCAGGACUAAAGAACAUGUCGAUACGCUAACUAGUCAUUUAACAAAGCUAGGUUUAGAGAACGGGCUGGAUUCACAAGAUUAUCAAUGUGCCAGCUGCAAGAGACCAAUUGGAAUAGUGUUUGGCGAAGCUAAAUUAUGCAAGUUUGACGGCGGGUAUUAUUGCUACGAGUGUCAUCUUGACGAAGAGAGGCUGAUACCGGCUAGGAUACUCAUGAACUGGGACUUUAGGAAGCACCGGGUCUGUCUACGGAGCGCAGAGUUUCUCGAUAGCAUCGAGACCAUGCCAGUACUGAAUGUGGACGAGACUAAUAAUGCACUUUAUCACUAUAUACCUGAACUGGAGGAGACUAGAAUGCUAAGACACACUCUCAGUCUACAAAAGGACUACAUUUUAACGUGCAAGGAUCCGAUUUUUGUUGAAGAAUUCAAAAAGAGAGUCAGAUCGUCACAUUUUUAUGAGCACAUUCACUUUUACUCAGUAAAGGACCUAUAUCACGUAUACACCGGCUCCCUAGUCUCCAAAUUAAGGAAAAUUGCAAAAAAUUGCAAGAAACACAUACGCAAUUGUCCCUAUUGCUCGCAGAAAGGUUUUAUCUGUGAAGUGUGUCAGAAAGACGAGAUCCUCUACCCAUUUGAUAGAGGGACAUAUCAAUGUCUUGAAUGUAGGUCUGUUUUUCAUGAUCCUUGUAAGCCAAAGUUAAAGUCAGACUGUCCCAAAUGCCUACGUAUCGAGCAAAGGAGAGCAAACUUGAAGAGACCAGACUCAGUUUUGUAUACUGAAUAAUGUGAACAUAUUGUUAAUAGUAUCACAGGAUCACUCCAUCUUCUCUUUCUCUGUCUUCUUGAAUCACAAGUUUGUAAAAUGCUA